AUGGAACAGCUCCUUGGGCCUUGUGAGCAAAUUUGCUCCUUGUGUAAAUCGCAACGUUUGUUUAGGUUGUCAAAGUAUGGUUGUGUAUUCACGUGCAAAUGCGAAACACCAUUAGAUUUUCAAAAGGCUUUAAAAUUAUUCAUUAGACAACUGGAAAUGGGCGUUUUCGAUCUUUCCUUUGUCCCUAUAAUUGAAGGUAUCUCUACCAGAGGGACUCUUGACGCAAAAAUUGCUGUGGUUGAGCUGGAGUGCCUGCAAAGGUUGGUCUCAUUUACUUUUUAUAACUUCUCUAAUAGUGACAUUGAAAAUAUCCUCAGUUCAUUUUCCUUGUCACUGAGGAUUCAGACGCUGAAAACUGCCAAUAAUCGCUUCUCAAUUCCAUUAGAGCUCCUCGAUUUUCUUGUCGAUGAGCUUCAGGCAAUUUCCCGUUACCCGUUAAGCAAUUAUCUAAUUAGCCAACCUUCUCAUGAGCUUGUUAGUGUUGUGCGCAGUCCUUCUCCGACAACACUACCGCCCUAUUUCCUUCCUGUGGAUUUGUGCCGAGUGCUGCAGAAACAUCAAAUUGAGGGCCUGGAACAAAUUCUUCGGUUUAGGGGUCGAGCGCUCUUGGCAGAUGAAAUGGGAGUAGGUAAGACUUUGGAGGCGCUUGCGGCUGUUUCUGCGUUAAAUGCGUUUCCAUUGCUGCUUGUGACCCCGUCCGCGUUAAAGGUUAUGUGGGCCGAUGAAAUUGAAAAAUACUUGCAUUCACAAGUUCAGGUUAACGAUGUUCAUAUUAUCAAGGGGUCAAACGAUGCAUUAGGUAGUGGUCAGAUCCCCAAGGUGGUGAUCGUCAGUUAUCACAUGGUUGCGGUUCUAGGGGAACAGCUAAUGCGGAGAAACUGGAAGUGUCUCAUCUGUGAUGAAAGUCAUUUUCUUCUUACGAAUGCGAACAAUUCUGACGCUCAUUAUACUCGACACUUGGUGAGUCUUGGGAAGCGAGUCCGCUAUUGCAUUCUUGUAAGCGGAACUCCCACCCUAGGAACACCUUUUACAAUGUUUAAUCAACUUGACAUGCUACUACCUGGUGUCUUUGGGAAAACACGAUGGCAUUUUGCAUUACAAUUCUGUCAUAUGCGUUUUGAUCCUUACAUACAGAUAUUAGAGUGUAUCCGGCCGAUAGAGUGCACUACCUUUCUUCGCGCCAAGUGUAUGAUACGCCGCCUUAAACGUGAUGUGCUUGAACUACCUCCUAAGAAGCGUAUUAUUCUUCGUGUAGCAUGUACUCUGAUGUCUAACGAAAAAAGUACUUUUCAGGAUCAAUACUCUUUGUGCUGGAGAAGGAAACGUAAAGGUAUUUUCGAGACUAUUGAGUAUUGUUGUCAAAAAUACGAAACACUUGUCCUCUUUGCACAUCAUUUGGCACUCAUUGAUGCCUUGGGAUUAUUUCUUGAUGACAAGCACAUUUCCUUCAUUCGAAUUGAUGGCCGUGUUGGACCAGAGCAGAGGGGCGAUCUACUCAUGCAGUUUGAGGGCGGAAAAGUGAAAGUUGCCGUUAUUGGGAUUACUGCAUGCGCUACUGGCAUAUCUCUGGCCUUGGCGCAAUGUGCCAUUUUUUGUGAGCUCCCGCCGGAUGCAUCGUGGAUGAUUCAAGCAGAAGAUCGCCUCCAUCGCCAGGGCCAGGAACGAGAGGUGAGUAUUUACUACAUUUUGGGUGUUCAUUCUGAAUUUGACAUGGCUCAUUUUUCUCGUAUCCUUGAAAACUAUCAACAAGUACGUAAGUUUGUAGAUGAUGAAAGUAAGGCAGUUUCUAUAUAUCACACAUCGCGAAUGGAUUCAUCUUUGCCGCGCUUCGCAUGCGUAGAUUCUAAUUGUGCAAACACAAGAAACACUACGUUUUCAUCUGUAUCAACAAACCAGCGAUUACUUUUUCUUAUCAGCAAAAACACGGGACGCAUCCAUGUCAAGAACCCUAUUAAUGAUUCGUUUUAUAUCACAUUCUCAAUGGAAGAGGCAAUAGCAUGUGUUCGAAAUAGAAGCCAUACAAUUUGGGAUCAAUUGGAUCGUUUCCUCUUGUCAUUAGAAAAACAUUCCCUGUUUUAUAAGCGACAGAUGGUUAAUAAUGUCAUGUGGUGUUCUAGUGACUUUAAAAUUAAGAACUCAGAAUCUCUAACGGGAACAUCAAUACGUUAUCUUUCUUCGCUGAAAAUCGGAUGGGGGUUUUGGUGGCAGGUAAAACGGCAAGGCUUUCGCAAAAACCUCUAUUAUUUUACCGGUUUGAAGCAUAUCGGCUCGCUUUACAUGCCAUUGUGUCUAAAUUGCUCUUGUCUCUUGAAUAUUUCAGGUAACUUUUCCCCAGGUUUGGUGUUUGAGUUGGAAACAGAUGUGGUUAUGUUUUGCAAUGGAAAAUGCAGGGAGGCAUUUUUCAUGAAACGGUCCAGCGGGUCGAUUCGACGUAGCGUGUCGAUUGUGGAUCGUGGCAAUUGUGCAAAUUGUCAUGUAAACUGCGAGUUACUCUGUAUGUUGAUGGCCAACGCGCAACACAUCGAUGAGAGAGAGGAGAUUUUGCGGAAACAUCACCCACAGUUUGCACUCUUUCCGCGCUUGUAUCGUAACUUCGUGAAUAAUCCUACUCCAGGCAAUUGCUGGCAUGCCGACCACAUCAUACCAGUUUCUCAUGGGGGAGGCCAAUCAACAUUGGAUAAUAUCCAAACAUUAUGUGUGGUUUGUCAUGCACUAAAAACAAGUGAAGAUAUAAAGUAUUGUUCAUUUCAAAUUCAGCAUCCUAAACCCCAAAAAGUUGAUACAACAGUAGUCUUUGCAUUAGAACAUCUGCACAGCGUUGGGGGUGGAAGGGUCUCUAGCAGGCGCCACCGUUAA
Phytomonas sp. Hart1 is the source of this 2856-nucleotide messenger RNA. The record is from the annotation of a GenBank genome assembly. Lineage: Eukaryota; Euglenozoa; Kinetoplastea; Trypanosomatida; Trypanosomatidae.